GCCGUGCCAGGGACUAACCCGCCGCUUCGCUCCUGCCGCAGCCGCGCUAGCGCCCGACGUGCUACCCGAGAACCAGCCAGCCAGCCAGCAGGGCUGCCUGGUUUUACUGGCCCCUCCUUUCCCGCCGUCUCUUCCUUUCCCUCCCCUGCCCGUUGGCGGCUCCGGGGCACUGACCCUCGCCGUCCUUUUUCUCCUCUUCCUCCUGGGUUGCUCCUCGGCGGCUCCCAUGGCGGCCCCGGGUAAUAUCGUGUCCGUUAUGGCGAGUAAGACCAAGACCAAGAAGAAGCAUUUCGUGGCCCAGAAAGUCAAGCUCUUCCGGGCCAGCGAUCCGCUGCUUAGCGUCCUCAUGUGGGGAGUGAACCAUUCGAUCAAUGAACUGAGCCAUGUUCAAAUCCCUAUUAUGCUGAUGCCAGAUGACUUCAAAGCAUAUUCAAAGAUAAAAGUGGACAACCACCUUUUCAAUAAAGAAAACAUGCCAAGCCAUUUCAAAUUCAAAGAAUAUUGUCCAAUGGUUUUUCGUAAUUUGCGAGAGAGGUUUGGAAUUGAUGAUCAGGACUUUCAGAAUUCUCUGACAAGAAGUUGUCCACUUGCUAAUGAUUCUCCUGCUCGGAGUGGUGCCCGAUUCCACAGCUCUUAUGACAAAAGAUAUGUCAUCAAAACUAUAACAAGUGAAGAUGUAGCAGAAAUGCACAAUAUACUGAAGAAAUACCACCAGUAUAUAGUGGAAUGUCAUGGAAACACACUACUUCCACAGUUUUUGGGCAUGUACCGGCUUACUGUUGAUGGAAUUGAAGUGUACAUGAUUGUUACAAGAAAUGUAUUCAGCCACCGUUUAUCUGUUUAUAGAAAAUACGAUUUAAAGGGCUCAACAGUAGCAAGAGAAGCUAGUGACAAAGAAAAGGCCAAAGAACUGCCAACAUUUAAAGACAAUGACUUCAUUAAUGAUGGUCAAAAAAUUUACAUUAAUGAAGCCAACAAAAAGAUGUUCCUUGAAAAGCUGAAAAAAGAUGUUGAGUUCCUUGCUCAAUUAAAACUCAUGGAUUACAGCUUGCUGGUUGGAAUUCAUGAUGUUGAACGAGCCGAGCAAGAGGAAGUAGAAUGUGAAGAGAAUGAGGAAGAGGAAGGAGAAAGUGAUGGGACUCACCCAGUUGGAACACCUCCAGAUAGCCCAGGAAAUACACUGAACAGUUUGCAGCCUUUAGCCCCAGGAGAAUUUGAUCCAACCAUUGAUGUUUAUGGUAUAAAAUGCCAUGAAAAUGCAGCUAGAAAAGAGGUAUACUUCAUGGCUAUUAUUGACAUUCUUACUCAUUACGAUGCCAAAAAGAAAGCUGCCCAUGCUGCAAAAACUGUGAAACAUGGGGCUGGUGCAGAGAUUUCAACAGUUAAUCCUGAACAGUAUUCAAAACGAUUCUUGGACUUUAUUGCCAACAUCUUAACGUAACCUAAAUGCUCUUUUGGACAGUAUAAAGUCUGGAAGAAGCAGCAAAUUGCUACAAGUGUGUAAGGGGUCUUUAAGAAAGCUUCUUUUAAAAGGAACUCGUUCUCUCUUGCAAAAGGCAGCCCGUACCCCGCCCUACCCAUUUACAUCUGCUGGCAAAGAUGACUUAUUGGGGUGAAAUAUUUGCUUUUACAGCUGCCUGAUUAUGCCCAGCAUAGUUUUAGCUAUUUCUGACGUGUGUGUGUGUGUGUGUGUGUGUGUGAGAUUGUAUGUGUGUGUGAGUGUGCAAAAAUGGAUAUAAAUUAACUAAUAAUAACUAAAAUAGAUAGCUCCUACUCAAUGUGCAUUGCAACAUCUCUCUUUGGAUAUUAGCUGAAAUGGGAUGAAUGGGGAAAAAGGAUAUUGUGGAAAGGGAAGGAAAAUCUAUGUGCAUGUUGGGACCUACAAUAUUGGAAUCAGAACUGUAAACUGUGGAUCAGUUUAAAAUUUGAACUGAAAGAUGCAAGAUAAUAUUGGUGGUAAUUAUGACUCUUAUUGUGAAUGUUACACUUAACAAACCUGCAUGUUUGCACUCCUUAAGAAUAACCCCCAUUUGCUGGAAGCUUUUCCUCUUGGCAGUUUUUUUUAACCUAUAUUACUAAGUAAGCCCAUUGAGACAGGAAAGAGUCUUCCAGCAACACAGAAGUUUGGCUCUUGUUUUAUUAAAUUCUGAUGCCAUAAUAAUUCUGUGUACUUGCCAAGGGAAGACUCAUUUUGAGGAUCAGGGUAGGCGAAAUAUAGACUGUUUAAUUGUCUUGUAACAUGGAGAUUUUGCAUUGUAUGUUUAUCAUAUAGAAACUGAGUAUAGUAUAAAGAAAAUCAAAUAGCUUUUUAGAAAAAAUGUUAGGGAUAAUAAUGGCAUUUUUCCCACAUGAACAAAGGUGUAGAAAGGUUUGCUCAUCUGUAAGAGAUCAAAAGAAGACAUCAAAUGCUUACAUGUGCUGUUUUUAAAAUAUUUUAUUAAAAUAUUCUUUUCUAAGCCCUAUAUUUUAUUGUUUACAUUGAAAGGAAAACAGGGAUGCUCUUGAGUUGGUUAGAGAAUCUGAAGUUUACAUGUAAAGUUACUUUGCAGUACAGAUAAAGUAAUUUCUUGAACUGUAACAUGCAGUAAUGUAUCAGAGCAGAUAUUUUAUUCACCCUUGUGAUAGAAUCUUUUUUUUAAGUGCUAUUUUAAUUAUAUUAAUUUAGCUUUCUCUCUCUCUCUCUCUCUCUCUCUCUAUCUAUCUAUCUAUCUAAAUUAUAUUGUUUAAAUGAUUGCCUAAAACUCUGCUAUUCCCUACAAUCUGCUUGUUUUAUUUUUGGAGGUUUUGAAAAGGACAGAAUUAGAGAAGUUCAAAUUAUAUUCUGUAUGUAUGCAAUGUGCAAAAACAAUGUGCCUUUUAAAAUUCUUUGUUUAAGUAGACAUUCAUAGGCAAUUUUUAAGAAGAAAUCACACCCUGCAAUUUAUAAUUUUAUUCCUGGAGUGCCGGAUUGCCUUCUCUAUUAAUAUAAUGACAGUACAGCUACAAAUUCAAGACAUAUUAUGUUAACUAGAAAAAUUCUGAUAAAAUAAUAACUGGUCUUGCAAGUCUUAUGUGGUCAAGAGCAAUAUCAUCUCUAUUAAAAGCUGUGGGUUAUUUUUUAGAAAGGUUUUAUUACCUUUUUAAAAUAUCUCUCAAUAGGUUUUCUUUUUUUUCCAUAAUAAUGCUUAAAAAUUAAUAAAAUAACUUUUAAAAUAACUAAUCCUAUUCUUCCUCCUGAUGCCUCAUAUUUAGUCCAGAAAAGAGUUGAGGACAUUUCAAAGCUAGAUAUGUGUUUGUGUGUUCAUGCAAAAGCAAAUUACGCAGGCUUUUAAGACCAAUUCCAAUGGGAAUUUUAUUAAUUGAGCUAAUUAGAACUGAGGGGAACCUAGUAUUAAUAUACAUAAUAUAUAUAUGCUAAAGGCAUUGAAUUAUCUUGUUAGAAUCUGUAAAGACACUGGAAGAGAUCCCUGGCUGAUCCUGUGGAGAUCACUGGGACCGGCCAGUGUAGAUAACAUUCAACUACUCUAGGAUACAUGGUAUAUUUAGGCAAAAAAGAAUUUUUUUCCUUUAAAAUACCAACAAAAAUGCUGCUGUCUCAUUUCACUGCUCGGGUACUUCGCAACAAGCCAUAUAAACUAUCAGUUACUGCAUGAGAAAAGAGGCAUUGUUUAUAUUUGCUCCACACAGCCUGUGUUGUUCUUUUCCUUUUAUAUAGUUAUAAAUGUCUACAAUUGGUUGGUUUUUGUUGCCUAACGCUGUUGCUAAUUUCAUAUUUUAAUAUAUGUCAGCUGUGGCACAUCUGAAUAGUAUAUGCCUUUCCUUAACAAUUUUAAUUUUAUUUGGUGUUUCAGAAUAUAAGUGCUGUUUUAGGUUUUAAUAAUCUAUUCAUGAACAUGAUACUCAAAAUCGUGUCCUUUGGUUUUAGAUAACAUGGCAAAAGUUUUGAGUUAGGGUAAAAUGAAUAGUGGUUAAUAAUUGAUUUGAAGGGAUAGAGGACGCAUAUAUAUUAUUCCUAAAUAUCACACCUAUUUUAGAAACUCCUUUGAACAUAUUGCUUGGGCUCCAGUUUGUUUUUAUAACAUUCAUGCCUUUAAACUUUUUAUUCUUUAUAAAUGAACUCCAAAUUUCCACAGGGAAGAUAUUGUUUAGUGUUUUAUAGACCAACUAUGUCCCAGUUGAUACAUGGCCACUAAAUGAAGUGGUACCUCUAUUCUUAUAUGAAGUUCUACUGGUUCAAUUGGAUAUGUAAUGUAAUUGGAUGGACAGUCACCAUAAAUGCUACUACCAUGGGUGACUUUUCAGGAUUAUUAAUAAAUGUAACUAAUUUUAUUGCAUUACAGAUUGUAUUUUCUCACUUAUGUUAUUCUAUGUCAGAGGUCUCCAAACUUGGUGACUUAAAGACUUGUGGACUUGAAUUCCACAAGUCUUUAAGGUUGCCAAGUUUGGGGAUCCCUGUUCUAUACAAUCCUAGGCUCUUCAAAUAAGGCUCCCUGACAUUAUGGGCAUAUAUGCUGCUUUGAGCUUCAGUACAGAUUAAAGUGAUAGAUGUAGUUCUCUAAAUGACAAAUGCUCCCAGUACUAGUUCCUUUUUGCAUUUCCUCUUAAAUUAAUAUACGAAAAUAAGAUCUGCACAUUUCCUUAAGGCCAAUAUGCAAAAAGUGGAGCCAAAGGUAUUGGAUCUUUUUAUUUUAUUGCAUUUUUUGUCUAAUUUUGCAAUUUCAAGGGUAAUCUGCAGGGUUUAAGAUAUCCAUUUCAUCCUUUAAAAAUUCUGAAUGCCCAUCUGGAUUUCAACUCCACACACAUUACUAGUCUAUCUCCUAACAUGGCACAUAAAGUGUGAUGCAGUUCUUGGGGAACAUGCAUGUUCAUAUUUCCAAAUGUUACCUUCAUUUUGUUUCUUUUCUGUAUGACAAACACGGUAUGUCUUUCAGUUUUCAUCCCCACCCCCACCUUGAUUAUUUUUCUGCUAUAUUUUUUUAAAGGCAGGAUAGGUUUUGUGAGAGCAUCAUUCCCCUAAAAGAAGAGUGUUCAUUCUGCUUCAUUUGUAAUAGUCAUCAUUUCUCCAGGCUAUUUCUACCUGACUGGUUAAUUAUUAUACUUAUCCCCAGUUCUGUAGUUGGAUGUCUCCUUUUAUCAAUAAGAUAAAACAAUGUUCUUCAUAAGUAGCAAAACUUUUUAAAAAGGUUUAAAUAUGUAAAUAAUCUACAAAUAUGGAUAUUGCUCCUCUUUGAAUGCAUGGCAUUCUCAAUAGUUCCUAUUGUUUCUUGGGAGCUUAUAUUUUAACUUUGCCACAACCUCUCUCUCUUUUAAACAUUUGGGUAUAUUGAUGUAUUAUAUUGCUUUGUCAUUUUAUAACCAGGGCACUUAACCCUAAUUUCUAAUUUCUUCCAAGUUUCAGUUGUUUUUCACUCUGACUGCCAUCUGUAAUGGAAUUCUUAUCUUCUGUCCUAUUGUUAUCACAAAGAAAGGUAGCCUUUUUUUCCUUUUGCACUGCUCAGUUUGGUUAACCUAUUCCAGGAAUUCUAUUGUCCUUGAUUGAGCUCCAUUUUCCUAAUAAUUUAUUGCAGAUGUCCAGGUGUGAUUGAACCAAUUAAUGGUUUAAUACUAUGGAUCAUCCAUCAGGUAAAUUCCAAAAUGGUUAAACCAUUGCUUUGCUAAUUGAAUACUGUUUCAUUUAAUUUUCAACCCAGUUUCUUGUUUAAUGAAGUCUCCAUCCUCAGAAUAUCAUAUGGAAUGUCAGAAGACUUAGUCUGAAAAUGUCAUGGUUGCAAAUUGCAAUAGCACUGCUUUGGCGAUACUAUUAACUAGACACUCCCAAAAUAACUCAGUGUGCAAAGUGCCUAUUACUAUUGAUAGUUUUUCUAUUCUCACCUUUAUUCUCCUGUCCCAGUUUCUUCAUCAAACUUCAUCAUUCAUGACUGCAGAUUCCCAUUUAAUAUUUCAAUUUUUUCCUAAAAUUCCCAGUGUUUAUUUAGUUUUGAAUAAGUUCAAGUUCAAAUAAGUUCAAUAAGUUUUGAUGUUCUUUAAACAAUAAUUACCUGUAAAUAGAAUGGACAAUAUGUCCUCCAUAAUUUAGAAAUCAUUAGCAAAAGUACUUUGGAGAAUGAAAGUAGCAUCAUUUUGUAUCUACCAUUGGAUCCCAGGAAAAUGCAUGGCUGUUUUAAAGAGCUGCUCACAGGGAGUAUGUUUGUGCAACAGCAUGGUUAGAAUAAUUUCUUUGGAUCUAAGCAGACUCCAGAUAAAUAGCUUUAAUAUUCCCUUUGUUUGAUUGCAAAAACUUGGUUUAUGUGUUAUACCAAACAAAAUGUGAUUGUUUGACUUUAUGAACCCACUUGAUGUUUGUAAAGCAUAUUUUAUGACUUAAUAUUUGGGUGGAUUCAACCAAUAAAUUACCCCAUCCAAUAGUGGCCACUGUAGUUCUAAUCUUGGAACUGACACUGGCAAUAUCCAUCCAAAUUUAAGUGCAACCUUCAAUUAUGUUAGAGAUGUAUAAUGAGUCAAUAAAUUGCAAGCUUUCCUAUUCUGAAUACAAUAUGGAAAAAUAUGAGUGUGUUUAAUUCAAGCUUCUGCAUUCUGAUUUAUUGAGAGCCGUGUCUAUCCAUGAUAGAGCAACCAAUUCCAUUUGUAAUGGUGUCUGCUAUUUAUUUCUCUUUGUCUUAUGGGCCCAUUUAUUGUGAAUUAUGUUGGUUUCACAUGUUAGUAUUUACAAAUUGUCACAUGUUGAUUUUAUACAAAAAUGAGCUUUUAGUUUGUUCAAUUAAAGAGAAUAAUUUUUGCUGUUGUAACAUACCUUAUAUAGAAACUUAAGCUAGCAUAUUUUAAUAUAUCAUUACUAUCAAACAGCUCAUUGCAAAUCACACUACCCUUUUAAUAGUUAGAUUCAAGUUACAAAGGUUACUGGAUUUGAAGUUCAUAAUUUCUUGGGACUCUUAACACAGUUCUUUUAAAACAUUUUGUUGAUUAAUACUCAACCAUGUUGGGAAUCCAUAUGUUGAUACAUUUAUUAUAAAUUACAUAAUUGAUAGAAAAUUUUAUUUUACCAGAUAGGUUAUUUAUAAGUGAAUAUAUCACUCUGAUUCGAUUCUGUGUAUUUUUAAGUUUAAUAAACAAUUCUGAAAAGGAAUCUGAAAUUUAAAACUUGAGUAAUAUGCUCUACAGUAGAUCUAAUGAAUGGUAGACCCUAGCAUAGUUUCUUUUAGCAACAGUGAAAAUAUAUGAGCCAGGCUUCCUAUUACUUUUAACAUUUAUUCAAUGUAGCACAAUUAUUAGAAGACAGGAGUGAGAUAUAUUUGGAUAACAGAAUAUGCUAGGAAUGCUACUCUGUACAUUAGGCAUACCUAGGUUUUUCUUAUGAUCCCAGUAUACCUGUUUCAAGAUGUCUCCUUCUAGAAUCGGAUUGGUUCUAAAUUGUACCAUUAUGUUAUCCUCCUGGUGAUGUUAAUAGUACUGUAAUGUAUGUGUAGAACUCUGUAUUUUUCUGUAUUAAGUUGAUAACUGGCUUCAGUUUUUUAUUCCUUCUCUCAUCCAUGGAAAACUCCUGAUCAAUUUUGUAUGAAUGUUAUAUUUCUUACAAUAUACAGUGGCUUCUAAGUUUAAUGAGACUACAAGAAUAUUUCUGGGAGAACAUGUUACAUUAAAGAAUUACAAUUCCAUUAUGGCCAAUUACCAUAUGUGUUUAAUCAAAUAAGUUCAGCACCCUUUUCUGUCUGUAAUUGUCUUUGCCAUUCAUUAUCUGUUAAACUGUUUGGAGAGGUGAGGAAGUUUUACAUUGUAUCACCUAUCUCUAAAAAUACACUCUAGAUAUGAAUAAAGCUUUAUAAAAUAAAGCACUUUUGAUUUGCUAGGAAACUCUGUCUCUCCUUGUGUUUGUAUCCUUCGGACAUUUAUGUAGCAAAUCCACAAUAGC
Messenger RNA from Notechis scutatus (mainland tiger snake), 7885 nucleotides. NCBI's taxonomy places the organism in Eukaryota, Metazoa, Chordata, Lepidosauria, Squamata, Elapidae. The record is from RefSeq and is a predicted model, not a curated record.